AUGAUGAGCAUCAAUACCCCAAACGGCACUCAGGGUCGGAAUGGUCGCAAUAAUCCAGCACUUCCGUUUGGCUAUUCUUUCCCUGAAGAUACGCCCUGCGAACCCGCUCCUGCCUCACCCCUCGGGCCAGCGCUUCUUGAUGUUAACGAAACGAAUAUGCUUGAUAACUUCCUCACAACACUAGACGCCAAUCCUUUCGCAAACGACUUUUGGCUUACGGGGCCCCAAGAUGACGCGAACAAGUCUCAUGGAUUGCCAGGCUUUGACUGGUCGAAUGAGCUGCCGCCAACGUUUGAGGGCUCUACAACAUCUCUACCUCAACCACCGUUCCCUCACCAAAGUGUCGAAAAAUCCCUUGGAAUUAUCCCCGAGCAUUCAAAUCCAGACAUCAUGGCUGCAGCUUCUAUGAUUUACCCCAACGGAGUAAAUGGCCCUGAGAUCAACACCAAUUUUGGGAGCCAACCGCUUGCUUUCUCCAAUAUCGAUUACCAACAACUAAAAGGACAUGGAAAGCAACGGCAGCAAAACGGUCAACCACCGGCUAGGCGCCCCAGCACAACUCCUCGAACGCAUUUACCUGUCGCGUUCCAUACACCACAGAUGUUCUUUGAUGUACAUCAGCCGAUAUCACCUGAACAACAAUUGUCUACCAAAGGCCGGCCACUUCACUGGGGAUCCGACUCUAGUUUCAUGGACCAGGGAUAUGUGGCUCCUCCCGAGCAUCCUAGCGAAGAACAACGGACAAAGGAAUUAAUACAAAAUUUGGAAUGCCUCGAGCCCCAAAGCAGCGCUGCUAAUACGCGAGCGCCCACACCAGAUAGGACCGUGAACCAUCACGCCGUCCCGUGGGCAGAUACUCCAGCGGUCAAUCAUAUUAGUGGACUAAGAAAAGACUACGGCGACACUAUAGAAGAGCCGUCACACCCAAAGAAAAAGCAGAGAUUAUCAAUCAAAGAAGAGGACGAUGAUGUUUCUGAUGAGGAUUCUUCCAGGCACCGGUCAAGGCGCUCUAAGGGUGCUGGCAGACGACUAUCUACCGACACGAUUCGAAAGUCGAGAGGCUCGCAAAGCUCGAAACCUCCGCGAGAAAACCUGACGGAAGAGCAGAAACGAAGCAAUCAUAUUCUUUCAGAACAAAAACGGCGGAAUCUUAUCAGGCAGGGGUUCGAGGACCUAUGCAUACUUGUUCCCGGGUUAAGAGGUGGUGGCUUCAGCAAAAGUGCAAUGCUCACCCAGGCCGCCGACUGGCUGGAGGACGUUCUACGCAGUAACAAUGCACUGAAGACACAGCUUGCAGAACUGAAGACUAUGAACGGCCUAGUGAUGCCGCGAUGA
Molecule: messenger RNA, 1335 nt
Organism: Aspergillus puulaauensis
Lineage: Eukaryota; Fungi; Ascomycota; Eurotiomycetes; Eurotiales; Aspergillaceae
Product: basic helix-loop-helix domain-containing protein
Exons: 2
Coding region: 1-1335 (444 amino acids)
Biological process (GO): regulation of transcription by RNA polymerase II
Molecular function (GO): RNA polymerase II cis-regulatory region sequence-specific DNA binding; DNA-binding transcription factor activity, RNA polymerase II-specific; protein dimerization activity
Source: RefSeq, a predicted model, not a curated record